AUGAUUCAAAUCUACGAACAAGAUGCUUCCGCAAUCCUGCCGCUUCUAGCAGCCCAACUUCCCUACUCUGUUGUCCUUACUCGUCGUAUACAGCACUCUAUCACAUAUCCAAGCCCCACAGCCAAGAUCCUGGCUACUUUCCAGGGAUCUUCCCCUGACACCCCAUGGCUCGCUGCCGUAGUUGACCUGUUUCGUGGGAGAGAGAUCCAAAUCCUCGUUUACUCCAGCCUAGAAGCGGAGCACACGUCAAUCAUCCCCAUUAUCCCUGAAGUCGGGUCCACUAGUCCUGACUCUUCUGCUGCCCAACUGUCCCUAUCCAGGCUUGCUGCAUCAUCGAUCUCCACUACCCCGGGCCAAGGCCAAGACCAAAAUGAGGCCAAAUAUAGCGUGUCAACUCUGACGGCUCCUCCAGCCGUAUUACGUCAAACACGAGCCCAAUUACUAGCAUUGCUAGCAUACGUCAAGGCAAACCUUUUACCAGAAUACCUGUCAUCCCUGAGUGGAGUCCCCAGAAUAGGAACUGGAACUAGAACUGGAACUGGAACUCCUACCUCGCCGGCAAAGUCCGAUAUUGAAAAUGACGUACCCCUGAUCCCAGCCCCAGAUCCACGGGCUUUUCUGAUAGGAUCCCUUCACACGGGUCUAUUCAAUCUCCUUCUAGACUCAGGUGUCUUUCCAGCCCCCACAGACAACGAGGGUAAUGACAUAGACCCAGUCCCAAUAGCUGGUCUACGCAUCCACCGCUACGAUAACCCACCGUACAAGAAGUAUCUCUUCCGGAGAUCAGUCUUCACUCCGCCGAAAGGCGAGAGCGAGGCUGUCCUCCCACCCGGUUAUCGCUUCGCCGAUCGACAGGGCCGUACAGGCGUCCUUGAUUCCCAGUUAGAUCUAGUGCAGAGUCGCACGCACAUCCCACGCUCCAGAGCCCAAUUGUCCACUAUGCCCGGUGUAGCGAUCUACUAUGAUCCACCGCAAGUGCGUGUCGAUGAAACGACCGAGGAGUGGCCUAUUGCGUGGGCAUUUUUGGGCGUGGAAGGCUCGUUGGCGACGUUGCAUGUUGAGCCUGAGCAUCGGGGAAAGGGUCUUGCGCUUUCUUUGUCUAGGGAGACUAUGAGACGGGGCAUGGCUGAUGGUGGGGUCUUUUGUGCGGAAAAAGCUGGCAUUGAAGAUGAGGGGUUGAAGUCUGCUGUGCAGGGGUGGACGCAUGCUGAUGUUGCCCAGUAUAACACUGCUAGUAAGAAGGUUAUGGAGAAGGUUGGGGGUUCAGUUGUAUCGACGGUUGUGUGGACUGUUAUUGAGGAU
Molecule: messenger RNA, 1302 nt
Organism: Penicillium taxi
Lineage: Eukaryota; Fungi; Ascomycota; Eurotiomycetes; Eurotiales; Aspergillaceae
Exons: 2
Source: RefSeq, a predicted model, not a curated record